Molecule: messenger RNA, 598 nt
Organism: Macrobrachium nipponense
Lineage: Eukaryota; Metazoa; Arthropoda; Malacostraca; Decapoda; Palaemonidae
Product: proteasome adapter and scaffold protein ECM29-like
Exons: 5
Coding region: 134-598 (154 amino acids)
Biological process (GO): proteasome assembly
Cellular component (GO): nucleus; cytoplasm
Molecular function (GO): molecular adaptor activity
Source: RefSeq, a predicted model, not a curated record
CUGGACUGUCAUCCUGUGGUGCUGAAGAUUCUAUUGUUUGUGUGAGGCUGCGAUUAGUGAGUGGUUCCAGGCACCUGAUGACGAUGCAAUUGUUAUUCCCGACAUUGUAACGACACAGUCUUAAACCAGGACGAUGACUACGCCAGCUGUACCAAACCAGCAAGAUGAGCUGCUGCUUGUUGAAAGAGUAUUUCUUCGUAUUGGAUCUGCAGCUACAGACGAGGCACUUGAGGAAGAACUUCUGAAAUUUCUUGCCCCUGUUAUUUUGAAGUUAGCUUCACCUCAUGAACCUGUGCGGAAAAAGGUGAUGGAAUUAUUGAUUCAUGUCAAUCGAAGAGUCAAGGACCAUGAGAGUAUUCAGCUCCCUGUAGAGGCUUUGUUAGCUCAGUAUCAGAACCCAAGUGCUACUGCUUUUGUAACAAAUUUCUCCAUUAUCUACAUCAGAAUGGGAUAUCCACGCCUGGACCUCAACAAGCAAAUUGAACUUUUACCAUCAAUGCUUAACAGUAUGGAGGGAAAACCGUCUCAACACCAAGAUAGGAGUUAUAGUGCUGCUGUAAAGUUCAAGCUGUCUGUAGGUGAAAGGUAUAUGUAUUAA